Molecule: messenger RNA, 1985 nt
Organism: Archocentrus centrarchus (flier cichlid)
Lineage: Eukaryota; Metazoa; Chordata; Actinopteri; Cichliformes; Cichlidae
Gene: faap24
Product: FA core complex associated protein 24
Exons: 4
Coding region: 130-780 (216 amino acids)
Biological process (GO): interstrand cross-link repair
Cellular component (GO): Fanconi anaemia nuclear complex
Molecular function (GO): chromatin binding
Source: RefSeq, a predicted model, not a curated record
ACCAGGGCAGGAAAAAGAAGAGAUUUUCCCGUCACGGAGGCAGAAACCGCUCCUGUAGCGGACUUCCUACAUUUAUCCCACCAAAGCGUUUAAUAAAGGCCACGUCGGUCCGCGCCGGUGCUCGGCAGCAUGCACGCCGCCGCGCCCGUCCUGCUGAGCGCGGCCCCGCCUCACGGUCACGUCAUCUGCAGCGAGAAAUGGAGAAACUCGCCGCUCGUUCAGAGCCUGAAAGGUGGAGGUGUGCAGAUCAUCUUUGAGAAUGAGCUCAGAGUGGCAGAUUUCCUCCUGCCCAACAAAACCAGUGUCCUCUACGUCUCUGAGUGUGACAUCAUCGCAGGAAGCAGCUACAAGAGGAAGCUGGUUCGAUACAGGAAUGCUGGAAGCAGCUUCCAGGAGGUGGUGUUGGUGGAGAAGACCAGACUCAGCGAGCAGUACUUCCCCGCUGUGCAGAGGUUUGUGGUGUUUGACCUCGGCCUGUCUCUGCUGCCCGUCGGCGAACAGACCGACGCCUCGCAGCUCAUCGCUCAGAUGGUCCACGGGGAGGGGAGGGAGAACCCCUUCAGGAGGAGGAGCUCCUGCCGGCUGUUGGACCCUCUGGUCCCGGCUCUGGUUCAGCAGAUCCCCGGGGUGGGCAAGGUCAAAGCUCUGGUCCUGCUGCGACACUUCUCCAGCGUCCAGCAGCUCUGCAACGCCUCUCCUGCCGAGCUGGAGUCCAUCGUGGGCCAGGCCAGCGCUCAGCAGAUCCACAGCUUCUUCCACAAACAGACUGCCGGGACCUGAACGGCUCAGUUUAGAUCACAGUGACCAAAAACAGGCGUCGGUGCUCCGACCACAGUGAGAGACCGCAGUCCUGUUUCAGAGACCUACAAAGUCUGCAUGAGGCGGCUGGAAGAGUCCUGGUUUUUUUUUAGUUUUCAUUCCAUUUUUACUCACUUGCAGUCGCUGGUUAGGUUGGGACACUAAACACUACGUGGUCAGGAUGAAUUAGAGGUUUGGGGGAAAAUAACCCUUCACAGCUAUGAUCCUGAUCCAGCUCACUAAUACAAAGAACUUGGUGGAUCAGGGUUGAGUGAAGGCGUAAAACGGGAUUAUUUGACACCCUGAGAAUGAGAGGGAUCUCCAUCAACAGGCCCUGGAUGAUCCAGCAUCAUCACUCCUGAUAAGAGCUGGGACUUGAUGACCUGCACACCAAACAGCACUUCUCAGUGGCAGACUCCAGUGUCCAAGCCCAAAGGUGGUGUGUGCUGAGAGGUCUGAGGGAGACUGUUUCCUGCAAACUGCCUGAUUUGUGGCAACUCUGCUCCAUGGUCGUGCUGCCCUGUGAGUUUUUGUCAGGCUGGGCUGACUGCAACUUCCCCAAAGUAAAGAGCUCUUUACUUAUAGUUAAAAAUGUGUUCACGAAAAUUCAAAAAUGACCAACACGUUUAUGUAUCAGAGGUGAAGGUUGUGAAGUUUACAGCACGUCCUUCAGUGUAACCAGGAAGCGUCGGAGGCGGCGUUAGCCUGGUGUGAUUUUCAGCACAGGGAGCACAUGCAAACUGUCACUGGCCAAUGAGCCGAGUAUGAACUCACUGACUCGGUCCACAUGCUGGUUUUACUGUGAUUUAUUUUGAGCUGAGUGGAUGGUGUUGUUGGAAAGGACAGACUCAGAAAUCAGUUUGCCUCCCGAGCACAGAGCAGUCUCCAGACUUUGACUGUAACUUUGUGUCUGGGAAAAUUUAAUAAAAGCAUAAAAUUUUUACCUUUUUUUUCUUUUCUUUUUUUUUUUUGCUUGAAAAAUACCUGGAAUCACUCUAUUAUGAAGUGAGCUGCAGAUUAUUUCUCUAUGUGUAACAGAUCAGCUCCUUUCAGCCUCAGGAUGCUAAUAAAGGUGUAGAUUACCUGUUCGCAGGGGUGUGUCUUACCGGAAGUAUCGCUAGGUUAGGUCAUAUUCUCAAUGCAAUCUUUACUUUAUGAAAUGGGCAUACUCACGUACAUUAAUGUUU